Triticum aestivum (bread wheat) is the source of this 1258-nucleotide messenger RNA. RefSeq lists its product as uncharacterized. Gene Ontology annotation, molecular function: protein dimerization activity; DNA-binding transcription factor activity; sequence-specific DNA binding. The transcript has 5 exons. Gene Ontology annotation, cellular component: nucleus. The record is from RefSeq and is a predicted model, not a curated record. The coding region runs from base 1 to 867 and encodes 288 amino acids. NCBI's taxonomy places the organism in Eukaryota, Viridiplantae, Streptophyta, Magnoliopsida, Poales, Poaceae. Gene Ontology annotation, biological process: regulation of DNA-templated transcription.
AUGAGGGCGCGGAAUGUCGCUGCCACCGGAGACAGAGCGAACGGAAACAUGCCUCCAAAAAGGCGCAGGGGUGAUGGGAUGCCACGGGCAUGGAAUGUAGUUUCCCGUGCUGGUUUCUGGCCGCUCAUGGAGCGCAGCGUCCAGAGUCACGUGAGCGGCCACCUCCGGCGAUCACUAUAUAAAGACGUGUGCGCCCGGAGCUUCUUCAUCCUCAUCCUCUUGAAACAUCUCUCUCUCUCUCUCUCUCUCUCUCUCUCUCUCUCUCUCUCUCUCUCUUUCUCUCUUUCUCUCUCUCUCUCUCUCUCUCUCCAUUUCAAGCGAGCCUUCAUAUAUAGAAUUAGUACGUGGAGGAUUAACUGCAGAGACAAUCAGAGAGAGAGAGAGAGGAGCAUAAUGUCGAGGGAGCGCAAGAAGGCAGCUGCUCUACAGGAGAAGAUGCAGAUUCUGCGGUCCAUCACUCACUCCCACGCGCUGAGCAAUCCAUCCAUAGUCAUGGACGCGUCGGAGUACAUCAAGGGGCUGAAGCAGAAGAUCGCGAGGCUCAAUCAGGAGAUCGCACGCGAGGAAGGCACGCACUCGCACAAGCAGAACUCUUUCCCCACGGUGAGCGUGGAAGCCCUAGGGCAUGGGUUCCUCGUGAACGUGUCUUCCGACAAGAGCUGCCCCGGGUUGCUCGUCGCCGUGCUAGAGGCAUUCGAGGAGCUGGGCCUCACCGUGCUCCAGGCCACGGCGUCUUGCGCCGAUACGUUCCGCCUAGAGGCCGUGGGGGGAGGAGAGAACCAGGCGGGGAGUGUGGAUGAGGAUGUCAUCAGGCGGGCGGUGCAGCAGGCCAUCACCAACUGCGGCGCGGAGCAAGGGGAUCAGUAGCUAGCUGCUUACGUGCCCCCCGCAUUUUCUUCUCGAUCGACCCGCCCUUUGCAUAGUUUCAUGGCUCUUCUCUCGAUCUACCGGAUGAGCUCCGAUGAUAUAUACAUCCAGCUCAAUCUCUAGCAAUUCAACUUGUACUAUCUGUUGAUGAGUGAUGAUGAUGAUGGUAAUUCUAUGGAAUUUGUAGGUAGUCUGGAGGUCGAAAGUUAUUGUCUGUUACACCGUUUGUGUAGAAUUUGCAUGUGAGAUGGCAGGACCAUCCUCCCUGCUGCACCCCUUUAGGUUUUAGACCAACAUAUCCUCUGCAUUUUCAGCUGUUCAUACUACUCUGUAAUAUGAUGCUAUCUCCGUUUUGGUAGUUUAAAUUGAACUGCAAAAGCGUCUUACAAUA